Molecule: messenger RNA, 7658 nt
Organism: Stegodyphus dumicola
Lineage: Eukaryota; Metazoa; Arthropoda; Arachnida; Araneae; Eresidae
Source: RefSeq, a predicted model, not a curated record
AUGAAAAUAUUUUCGUAGAUGAAGGAUUAAAACAUCAAAACUUAUCGGUUUAUUUACAUUUCGCGCCAAACGUAUGGAUUAAUAAAUAUGAACCUGUGAUUUGUGUUAUUUCGUGAUUAGUAUUUACGAAUUUUAAUAUCUUUAUUGCAUGUAAGGCAUUUUAGCUUAUAUAGGUGAAUGUCUAAUUAGUUGGUGUGAGACAUAAUUUGAGAUCGUAAAAUCUUCAAAAAUUCCACUGAUAAUUUGUGAUGUUUCACCGCAGAAACUUAGCGCUUAUUUGCUGAAUAUUCAAGAUCAUUCCUACAACUUAAAAAAUUGCUUUCUUUUUAAAAAAUUAUACCUUUCAGGAAUAUUUUUCAUUCUCAUAAACCACAUUUGGCAGAAAUUAUUAAAUUAUUUCCGAUAUUCGAAUACCUACAUGAAGAAUGCCACGGAGGAGCAAAUUUUGUGGAAUAAUUUAGUGAUGAUAGUGCAAGUCAUAAAAAGAAUAUCUGAUUUUCACAAGAAAGAAAAAGAAACGAAGACGGAAAAUGACAGAGGAGAACACGAUUGCAGAUUUUUCUUUAAGAAAAAUUGAGCAGAUUUUACCUGCUGAUCGUGUGUCAGAAAUAAAUCCUAGUUUGAUAACUUUGGAAAAUGAUGUUCCUUCGAAAAACAAUGUCGAAAAAAAUCAAGUGGACAGAAAUACUUUGAAAAGUAUUUCACCUAAACCUGGUAUGUCUUUGUCUGAUAGAAAUAAAACAGGUAAAAUUUUUCCUAUAUUUACACUAUCAAAUUCUUCUUCCAUUAGUAAUCAGACACAAGGACAUGAUUUACCUAUACAUAAUAAUUUUCUUCCAGAGAGUAAUAGCCAGGAUAUUUCAGGCAAUCAAAACAAAAUACCAUCAUUUUGUUCCGGUGAAUCACAUUCUAUCAGUACUACUAUGAAUAAUAUUCAAGAAAUUCAGAAAGCAGACUUAGUAAGUGACUGUUUUUCAUCACAUCGAAGAAAAAGAGGUAAAAAAUGUAUUAAAACAGUUAAACAAGUAACAGAUAAUCAAAUUUCUAAGUGCCAUAUGACUAUUGAAAAGCAAUCUACUAAGAAAAUUCUUUUAUCUCGUGAAACAUUUAAUGAUUCAAAGAAUGCAACAAGCAGUAAUGUUGUGUCUGAACAUGUGAAUAAUUCCGUUAGUGAUGUUAAAUUCUCAAAAAUCAUAUCUCCAAAGGAUACAAAUACAUCAGCUGUCAAAACAUCUUUUAAACUUUUCCCCCUUUUUUCAAAGAUCUCUCCAACACAAGAUUUGAAACAAAAAGAUUGUCCAAUAGAAGAAGAAGCUAGUAGAAUUACAAUGAAAAAUAGUUCACAAGAAUCAUUAACCAAUAAAAGAAGAAAAUGCAAAGUAAAAAUAUCAGAAAGUCCAUCUGUCAUUUCGAAAAAAGCACAGAAACCUAAAAGUAGAAUAGGAUCUAAAAAUGCGAAGUUUAUAUCUAGAAAAACUAUUUCAUCAGUUAAAAAAAUUUCUAAAAAGCAGCGACAAAUAAAUAAGAACAAAUCAGUUGUUUGUUCCGAAUUUGAAGAAAUAAGAAUUAAAAGCACACCUGAAAAGAAUGCUAAACAGAUCCAACAAUCUACUGAAGAUAAUGUAUUUGAAGAAAAUAACACACCGAAAGCACUGCCUUUAACUAAACAAAGAAGAAGUCGAAAAUACAGGAGAAGAAAUAAAUGGUUAAAGAAUAAUUCUGAAAUUUCUGACGAUAUGGAUAAUAUAAAAUCAUCUGCUAAUCAAGUUGAUUUUUAUGAUGAAACUAUUAAUAAAUCUACUUUAAAGAUUGAAAAUUCUGUUGAGUAUGAAACAGAGUGUAAAACUAAUAAUUUUAAAAUCGUUGAUAACAAUGCAGAUGCAGCAACUUCAGUAAUAUCAAACAAUAUUGGUUCAAGUAAAGCACAAAAAUUGUUUUCAAUAUUUUCACAUUCCUCUUCAGACAACAAAGUGAAGGAAGACAAGGAAACAAAUGUGGAAGAAAAUACUUCAAAUGAAUGUGCUGUAGGAAAAUCAUUGAUAAAAAAUAUGCAAAAUAAUUUGGAUGUUAUGUUAUCAGGCAAAAAAGAUGAAAAGCUUUUAAAAGAGGUUAUCUCAUCAGAUAGUUCAAAUAUAAAUUUUAUACAAGGGAAUAUGCUCAUGAAUAAAAUCAAUAAAAAUUUUCCAAACUGUAACAUGUCUGGUAAAAUCUCCUCUGAAAUUAAUAAACGAAAAUUAGAUUUGAAUAUGUUAAAAAAUGUUUCAUCGAUUAAAACUUCACAUAGUAUCCCCAUGAAAAAGAAAAAGAAAGCAUUUAAGAAUACAUCAACUAAAAGAAUUCGUCAAAAAAAGAAGAUUAUCAGUAAACAUAAACAAGUAGAUGAUUCUCUGGUUGAAGAAGAAAUUGCUGUAGAUAUUUCUGAAAAGAACAUGGAAAUCUUACAUGCCACCCAAAGCAGUGCACAUGAAGUUAAAGAUGAAAUAGUAGAAAUUUCUCUAACAGCUAGAAAAUAUGAUGGAAAUUGUAGAGAAAAAAAAGAUUCCACUGAAAAUUUUCAUGGUGGAAAUAUGGAAUUAUCUGAAAACGGAAGUAAAUUUUCUAGUAAAAUAGUUAUUGAUGCAACAGGCAUCAAAAUAAAAGAUGGCGUAAGUUUUCAGACAGACUGUAUAUAUGAUAAUUCAUUUCGAAGUAAAAAAAGUGGUAUGCAGUUUUCUGAGAAUGAUGUAAAUUUAAAUAAUGCUUCUAGAAAUAAACCUUUGUUAUUUUCACUUUUUUCAAAGUCUUGUCGAGGAAGAGAGGUGAAUCAAAAUAGUAAUUUGCCACAGAGAGAACGUAGUUCAGAGAAUAUUAUAAUUUUGGAAAAAACAAAAACUGAGGAGAAGCAAAAGAAGUUGGAGAUGAAACAGCCAGGUAUGUUAAAAGAAACCUUCUCAGAACAGGGAAUAUCAAUAGACUAUAAUAAAAAUCUCAAAACAGAAAACAUGCCAACAAAAAAUAACAAUGAAUUACAUGUCCAAGAAACUGUUUCAUGUAAAAAAGUACAGGUACAGAAAAUUCAAGAGACUGUUUCAGCUGAUAUUUUGAGUAAAGUUCAAGAAGUAAUGCAGAAUAAAAGGCUUCAAAAAAUAAAUGCAUGUAAAGAUCCAGCUGGUAUAUCAGCAAACAAUAUUUUAAAAACUAAAAGAACUGCUAAAAAGAAGCAUUUACUUAAUGUAGAUAACUCAUCAAAUGAUUCAGUAAAUGGAAAAUUUUUUGAAAUUACAUCUCAAAAUAGCACAAGUAAAGUAGAGCAAUUUUAUAAAUAUGGUAAUAUAUUUCAGAAAAAUAAUUCAGGUAAUAUUGCUGUGGCAGUUAAAAGAAAAAAAAGGCGGAAAUGUAGGAAAGGGAAACGUCAGAAGACUAACAAUGAAAUUUUUGACAGAAUUUUAGAUGGAGAGAAGCAAACUAUUACUGAUGAUGAACUUUCUGGUGAUGUAAUUGAUGCAUCGGAGCUUGAAACAAAAUGCAAAAUUUCUGAUAAUGAUUUUAUGAAUGCUUAUGAUUCUGUUACAGCUUUACCUGAAAAUAUGAUCAGUGCCAAUACAGAUUCAAGUAAACCAGUGAAGUUAUUUCCACUUUUUGCAAAAGCUUCUCCAAAUAAACAUGUGAAGCAUGAAGAUAAUUUGUUAAUGGAAGAACUAUCUAACUCUGAUUGUGGAAUAGAAAAAUUAGCGUCAACACCAAAGCUGAGUAUAAAAUUUUCAGACCAACUCAGAGACUCUUCAAGUGAAAAUGUAAAAUUUAAGGAAAAGCAAGAAAUUAAAAUAUCAAAAAUUACUAUUUCAAGUGAAAUUUUAGGUAUUGUACCUAAAGCUGUGGAAAGCAAAAGAAAUAGAAAAACAGCUAAAUGUGAAGAUAAUGCAAAUAUAUCUGAAUAUAAUAUUUUAACAUCAAAAAGAACUACAAGAAAAAUGCAACUAAUUAAUAUAGAUAAUUCAGGAGAUGAGGAAUGUAUGUCUCAGAAAAGCACAAAUAGGAACUAUUCUGCAAAUAGUGAUAUAAAUAAGCAAAGUGCUGUAGUUAUUCAUAAUAAUGAUUCAACAGAUGAAGAAAUAAUUAUUGAAAAUGUGUGUAGAGAUGAUAAAAUUGAAAGCCAGCAAACUGAAAAUUUUCAAAAUGUGAUUAAAAAAAUUAAUGUAGAAAAGGCUUCUAGUGACAAAUGUAAAGUAAAAAAGGUGCUGUCAACAGAGGAAGAAAAUUUCGCACCUUUUCCAUCUUUCACUCACUGUAAUUUUUCAUACAAAGAGUUCAAUUCUGGUAUUUUCUGUAGUACUUCAAAUGAAAUUUUAUAUGAGGAUAUUAAAAAACCAUACUGGAGCCAUAUAGUAGGCUUGACUGAUGUCAAAAGCAUUAAUAAUGAAAUCAAACGAGAAAAUGAAGAGAUAUGUUCAACAUCUCUAAUACAUGAGAGAUUAAAUGAUAAUGUUUGUGAAAAAAAGGUAUAUGGAAGAACACAGGAUGAAAUGCUUUGGACUGAUUAUUUAAAUGAUUUGAAAGAAGAUUUUAAUAAAUUUACUUUAGAUGAAAUAAGAACUUGGCUUUUGCAGUGGAAAUCUAAAUUUAAAAAACCUUGUGUAGAUGAAUCUAGUAUAGACAGUUUUUCUUCUAAUAGUUCUGAUUCAACUGAUGGUGUUUCUAACAGUAUAAUUAUAGCAGGAAUGCCUGGAACUGGUAAAACGAGCAUAGUUCUGUCUUUAGCUAAUGAACUUGGAUUUAAAGUUUUAGAAGUAAAUUCUUCAACUUGUCGAAAUGGACGAAGUAUUUCUAAUCAGUUGAAGGAAGCUCUUGAAUCAUAUCAUGUUGAAAAUAUUAGAAUUGAAAAUGCUAAUUCUGAAACAGCAUUAACUGAUGAUAUUUUAAUAUCUUCGAGUUGUAGCAUUCAGAAAGGAAGUUGUAAAGGUAUAUUAAACUCUUCCAAUGAUGUGUUUAAUGAAGAACAAAAUUCAAAAGGAAAAGUUUAUCUAAGCGGUAGAAAGCUAAUCAAAUCUAAAAAAGUAUACUUAUCAGAUAAAGGACAGAAAACUUCACCUCAAAAAGAGCCAGGAAGAAAUAUUAAAACCUUUUUCAAGUGUGUUAAUAAGGAUGAGAAAUGCAAUUCAAGUAAUUUCAAAGUUAUGCAACAAAAUGUAGAUAAAGAUGAAAGUGCGACACAUAAAGGCUCCUCGAAGAAAAGAAAAAUUGUCAAAGAGUUUUCUCAUGAUAAAAAUUCUGAAUUGGACCAUACUAAAAAAGAAAUAAAGCAAGAGAUGAGUUCAUGUAAAAUAUCCUCGCUAACCAUAAUCUUAUUUGAUGAUAUUGAUGUAGUAUUUGAAGAAGAUGAAGGACUCUGGAAUACAAUUAAAGGAUUUCUGAAGAUAUCAAGAAAGCCUGUCAUAUUUACUGUUAGUCGAAAUUUAGCUUUUGUGAAAGCUAAUUUGGGUGAAGAUAUACAAGUUUUAACUUUGAAACCAGCAUCACAGGAUAUUGCUGUUGAAAAAGUGAAAUAUCAAUGUGUUAAACACAAUAGAGGAAAUGCAGCAAUUGAUUUGAAGUUGCUAACAUCUCAUAAUGCAAAUGACCUGAGACGCAGUUUAUUGGAUGCUCAGUUUUGGACACAAGAAAAAGAAGUUAGUUGUUCUUAUAAAGGAAGCUGUUCCUGUAUGUUGAAUACUUCAGAAGUGCCCUUAUAUAAAAGAGUUCAUGCCAAUAGCUUUUUUUUGGGCUCCCUAAAUUUUUUAGCAUGGGAUUUAAAACAACUCUUGUUGAAUAACACACCUGCCCAUUCAAUGGAUAUUAUUUCCGAAUAUCUAAAAAUGGGUUAUGAUGUAUUACAUAGCAAUAUAUUUUCAGUGAUGAAUGUGUUAGACAAUUUAAAAACAGAACUGUUAUGGCAAAAUAUACGAAAUUCUGAUAUAGAAAUAGUGAAUUCUGCUUCGGAAUCCAAUAUGUGGGAUGAAGCUUGCAAAUUAUUUGAAUUAAAAAAAAGAGCGCUUUUAAAGGGAAGUUGCUCUAAAGAUUUAUUUGCAUUUUCAUCCUUACUGGAGGAUUUUAGUUUUGCAGAUUCUUUGAAAGGGCAGUUUUAUACAAAUUUUCACUGGCUUUCAAUACCUGAACGAGUAAAAAAGUGGACAGAUGGUUUACCAAUAUGUAGUGAAAGUAAUUUCCAUAGUUAUGGUGACGUAUUAGCUGACAUAAUAGCUCUGAUGAAUAUUUAUAAAAUCCGAGAGAUGUGUUCAAACUAUCCUGAAACAUACCAUGCACCAACUGGGAAAUCAGUUCAAUUAUUCCUAGAUCAGCCACUAAAAUGUGAUUAUAUUUUUAAUAACAAAACGGAACAACAAUUACAAUGCAUUUCUACUGCUCUGCCAUCUUUGCAUUUCUUGACUAAAACAAAUCUGAAUAUGGACUAUCUAAGUACUUUAAAAAUUAUGUGUCAAAGUGAAUAUUCUAAGCAGAUGAGCAACUGCAAAAGAAGUCGACGAUUUUUGCAUUAUUUUGAUUCUAUAUCAUUAGCACUUGAUAAAUUCCAUACUAAGUUUAUUUUAGAUUCUUAAAUUUGAAUUUUUAUGAACAAUCGUGUAAAUAAGGCACUAUGUAAUCAUAACAUUAAGUUUUCUUAUACUUAAUAGGGUAAUCUGUUAUUGGGGGGGGGAGACCUGAUUCAGUAAUGUAUGCAUGUAUGUGUUUUUAUAUACACGUACACAUGUGCAUAUAUUCUGAAUCUGGUUCUGAUAACAGAAGAGUACGCUUAAUAGUUUAGUUACGGAGUUGAUUAGGAUCCCUUUGAUUUCAACAAAUCAUGUUGGUAAAAUAUAUUUUUACACAAUUAUUUUUAUCUUUUAAAUUUAUUAUUUAUCUUGUAAUUUUAAUAUAUUUAUGAAACCUUUUUUUUUAAUUUUAGAAAAAUCAUGUACAGUUUAGAAUUUAGUAUUAAUGUUGAAGUAAUAUUUAUUUAUGACAAGAAGUAAAACUGAGUCUCACUAAUAACAUAAUUGAAGCAAAUUUAGAAGCAGAAAACAAUUUUCAAAGUAUAGUGAAUUUUUAAACUUGUGUGGAAAAAUUGAUCUCAAAUAUUCUUUCCAGAAUAUGAUUGUUUCAGUUAUAUAUAUUUAGAGAGUGCUUAAAGAAGUAAGUAUUUAUAUUAAUUUUUAAUUUAAAAUUAUACUUUUAUGAUGUAUUAAAUAUUUUAUAUUUUUUAGAUCUUUUCUGUUUUAAAGAAAAACAUGUACCAAAUAAUUUUCUUAGAGGGAUAUAUGCACUGAUUGGCACUCUAGCAAGGAAACAUACUUCUGUUAGCUUAUUUUAAUUGCAGUAAAAUAUUUAUAACCAUAAUAAAUACAUAUCUGUUUGGCUAGUUAUUUCCAGUUAACGGAUAGUGAAAUAGAAUAACACUUUUAAAAACUUUUUAUUAACAUUAUUAUUUUGAAAACACUUGCUUUAAGUGAUAAGAAUAACUCAAUUAAUUUAAGGACUGCCUGCCUACAGUCACUUGCAUCUUUCUGUGGAAAAUUGUUUCUUAUGUGGGUAAAAUCCUAGUAUACGGUGCAGCCUUGGCUCGACUUUGAAAAUUAUUGCCAACACCAAAAAUGAUCCAAAGAACGUCUAUACAGUCAAAAGUCGUUAAUCCGGACUCGUUAGGA